This is a messenger RNA of Mollisia scopiformis, 837 nucleotides long. Its product is annotated as hype protein. Gene Ontology annotation, molecular function: oxidoreductase activity. The record is from RefSeq and is a predicted model, not a curated record. Bases 109 to 483 code for a protein of 124 amino acids. The transcript has a single exon. NCBI's taxonomy places the organism in Eukaryota, Fungi, Ascomycota, Leotiomycetes, Helotiales, Mollisiaceae.
ACCCGCUCAAGGCGUGCUUUAAUCUGCAGACUACUUCUUCGAUAUCUUCAUCAUUCAAUCUUUCAUUGCCAUAUUCCACCAAAGAUCUAACUUCCUUCAACGUCUACAAUGCCUUACACUAUCCUUAUCUUCCUCACACGCGAAGCCGGCAUGUCUCAUCAGGAGUUCAAGGAGUACUACGAGACCAUCCAAAUGCCUCUACUUCAACGACUUGGGGGCGAACAUUUCCCCAGAAGCCACAAGCGAUACUACCUCCAGCGCCAAAUCGCAGAGACUGGGCAAUCAAUGGAUCCUGCUGUGGAUGUCGACGCCGUCGCCGAGAUCAUCUUUGGUGAUGAAACAGCUUUCCAAGCUUUCAUGGCAGUCUUGAAAGUGGAGGAAGCGGCCAAGGAGCUGAGGAUCGUCGAAGACAAGUUCGUGGACCGCGAGAAGCUGAAGAUGGUCGUUGUGGGGGACAUUCAGGAAACUAAGAGACAAGAGUAAAUUCUGUUUUUCUUAGCCCAAUGUGGAACACGAGUAGCGGUUGCACGACUUUGAGUUAUAAGACUUAGAGAUCUCCGGAAGAAUGUUGGUACCGGGCCGAAUAUUGCUCAAAUUGCUCCAUCUGAGUUUGCAUGUGUGUCAAGGCAGCUUCAAGAUGGUCUAUGUUUUGAGACGUGGACUUGAGGCUGUGCACAAUCGCAAGUCCACCAUUGAGGUGAGCAGAAAUCAGAUUUGAAUCUCUUUUGCCGGGUCGGAAAUUCUGAAAUGCCUCAACGUGAGCGAAGAUGAUACUAGCCAGCACAGCGAGCUCAGAGCUUCCUGCUGAAUGUCCAAGUCGUUCAUUUACAAUUCGUA